AGAAGCAAAAUACGAUAAAAGCCAGACCUCCCCAGCAUUGGUUCCUCCUUCCGAAAAGGCAUCUUGGCUUAUAUUCUCAGAAUCUCUCUCUCACUAAAUCCUCUCUGUGUGGUUGCGAGCCCUUCUUCGGGAUUUCUGUCCUUCCAUCUCUGUGCCUUUGUAUUCAGUGCAACAAUCUAUCAAGCACCUCGCCUCCACUUCUUCCUUGGUCCCUCCCAAACUGUAGUUCUCAUCGCUUGAUAAAGACCGCCAUGGAUUGACCAUUCCAGCUUCUACACUUGCCUUCCCCUGCAGCCAUGCCUCAUUCCUCAGCCCUGUACCAAGAGCCCACGAACCUCCUCGAUUUCGCCACCCAGUUGGGCAACUUCGCCCUCAACUCGAAGCUCCGCACGGCCGCCUCCGAAGGGCCCUCCUCGCUCUUCUCCAGCUUCUCGUUUCUUGAUGAUGUUUCGGUUGCCGCGAAGAGACCCGGCUUCUACGCCUCCCUAAGCCUGAGUUCCCGGGGCAGAUCCUCGAGCUUCCGCGGGUUCCUGAACGAGUUCAACCGGUUCAUCCGGCUCCAUUGCGAGAGAAUCCCGAUUGGGUUCGCGUCGGUUCAGGUUAAUUCGGGGGAAGGGAACGGGGAUGGUAACGUGCUGAAGGAGGACACUUGUGGGGUCUUGGUGGAUAAUGGGGCGAACGAGAACGGUCUCGGGGGUGAUUGUCGGAAGAAAGUUCUGAUUUUGAUGAGUGAUACUGGGGGUGGACACAGGGCUUCUGCAGAAGCUAUUAAGGCUGCGUUCAAUGAAGAAUUUGGGGAUGAGUAUCAGGUGUUUAUUACUGAUUUGUGGACAGAUCACACCCCUUGGCCAUUCAACCAACUUCCUAGGAGCUAUAACUUCUUGGUAAAACAUGGAUCUUUAUGGAAGAUGACCUAUUAUGGAAGUGCUCCGCGUGUUAUCCAUCAGUCAAAUUUCGCUGCAACUUCUACUUUCAUAGCUCGAGAGGUCGCAAAAGGACUGAUGAAAUACCAGCCAGAUGUUAUUAUAAGUGUACAUCCCUUAAUGCAACAUGUGCCACUUCGAAUUUUGCGGCAAAAGGGUCUUCUGGAUAAAAUUGUGUUCACUACGGUUGUAACAGAUCUGAGCACCUGCCACCCCACAUGGUUUCAUAAACUCGUAACUCGGUGUUACUGCCCCACAACAGAGGUCGAGAAGAGGGCAUUGAAAGCUGGGCUUAAACCUUCGCAAAUUAAGGUUUAUGGUCUUCCUGUGAGGCCUUCGUUUGUCAAACCUGUGAAGCCAAAGGAUGAUCUCAGGAGGGAACUAGGGAUGGAUGAGGAGCUUCCUGCUGUCCUUUUAAUGGGAGGUGGGGAAGGGAUGGGCCCAAUCGAGGCGACUGCUCGGGCACUUGGGGAAGCGCUAUAUGACGAGAAUCUGAUGAGGCCAAUUGGUCAGGUUCUCGUAAUUUGCGGCCGAAACAAAAAACUUGCCAGUCAGUUGCUUUCAAUCGAUUGGAAGAUUCCUGUUCAGGUAAAGGGGUUUGUUACUAAAAUGGAGGAAUGCAUGGGUGCUUGUGACUGCAUUAUUACCAAACGUUCUACAGGCGGGACCUGGGACUAUUGCAGAAGCCAUGAUCCGAGGCCUCCCAAUAAUUCUUAAUGAUUACAUAGCUGGGCAGGAAGUUGGGAACGUCCCAUAUGUGGUGGAAAACGGGUGCGGUAAAUUCUCAAAAUCCCCGCAGGAGAUAGCAAACAUUGUGGCCCAGUGGUUUGGCCCGAAAGCAGACGAGCUGAAGGCCAUGUCGCUGAACGCGCUGAAGCUUGCGAGGCCCGAUGCCGUGUUCAAGAUCGUGAAUGAUCUCCACGAGCUUGUUAGACAGAGAACAUUUGUGCCCCAAUACUCUUGUACGACGUAAUAAGAAAACAAAAAACUUUGACCACUUGUGGUCGGUUUUUGCCACGAUUGUUUUGCCUGGAUGUAAUGUCAUCGUGAGGCUUUCUCUUACGGGGUUCCUAAUGAUAAUGUUAUUGUGUUCUUGUAUGUCUCUGGCUUUUGCCAUUCUGGGAAGUAAUGUUGAAGAGUAGGAUCUGAUUUUCGUUCA
This is a messenger RNA of Punica granatum (pomegranate), 2082 nucleotides long. NCBI's taxonomy places the organism in Eukaryota, Viridiplantae, Streptophyta, Magnoliopsida, Myrtales, Lythraceae. The record is from RefSeq and is a predicted model, not a curated record.